CUCAUCUCAUAGAAUGUCUACUAUUGAACUUCAUGCUUAUAUUUUACCAUUAUUACAUGCGGCAAAAUAUCCAGCCAACCAAGUAUGUGGUUUAUUACUUGGUAAAGUUGAAAAAGAUAGUAUCACCCAUGUCACCACCGCUCUUCCUCUUUUUCAUCACUGGACAACAUUGACUCCCAUGUUAGAUAUGGCUUUACAACAAGCCGAACUGUAUGCCAAAAAGAAACAAUUACAGAUCAUUGGAUGGUAUCAAGCAAACGAACGCGUGGAUGAUGUAUCUCUUCAUGACAAUGCUAUCAAGGUGGCCGAUGCUAUUCGCCAACGUUCCAAAACAUCAAGAAUCUUUAUUGUCAAUAAUGAAAAGCUUAGCUCCUUAGAGAAAGCUACAGAGGCAUAUGUGAUAUAUGAUUAUCAAGAACAGCAAUGGAAGGCAAGCAAGGAUAUUCAGGAUCAAGUUAAACAGGAUUAUUUACCCAAGCUUCGUGGUCUCUUGAGUGCGUGUGGAUACCAGCGUAUAAUAGAUUUAGAUGAACAUUUAGAAGAUGUAUCAUUAGAUUGGUUAAGCAUGACUGAAUUGAAGUUGUAGUAUAAUUUAUGAAUUUUUGAACAAUACUGAAUAAAAUAAAAAAUAAUGAAAAACAAA
Molecule: messenger RNA, 643 nt
Organism: Halteromyces radiatus
Lineage: Eukaryota; Fungi; Mucoromycota; Mucoromycetes; Mucorales; Cunninghamellaceae
Exons: 4
Coding region: 14-586 (190 amino acids)
Cellular component (GO): EMC complex
Source: RefSeq, a predicted model, not a curated record